UUCGUCAAUCUUUGCUCCUCUCUUCGAUCUCAUAAAGAACAUUAACCGGUUCGGCACUCUUCUCCCCUCCUUUUAAGUGAGGCCGAGAUUGAUCUCCAUGGACGAGGGAGCAAAUUCUCGCCGAAGCACAGGUGCUAAAGAAAACCACCCGAAGCAGAAAUCUGAAAGUCGUCGAAUAAGAUGGUUGACAAGAUGUCCAAUUUGCACUACUUUCGCAGCAAAGAAAGAAUGAAGGUCAAGCAGCUUGAACGUGAUAAUUGUGUUGGCAAGCUUUUGAAAGAAGUGAAAAAUCUGAAAGAUGAACUGAAAGCUAAGAAGAGGAGUAUUCGUGAAUGCCGAAACAAAGAAUUGGUCGAACGUGAAGCACUCAUUGAGCUUGAGAGGCUUAAACUUGAUGAAGAUAAGAGAAUGAAUUAUGAGAGAAAUGUUUUGCUAAUGUUGGCAUCCAUGGAGCAGAUUGAAAAGUCUCAAUUGAAUAUGUUAAGGCUAGUUGAAGAAGAAAAGAAGGAAAGAGAAGAGAUUCUAAAUAAGAUGCAUCAAGUUGUAAAGGAGAUGGAGGCCAUGCAGGAGUUGAGCAUGGUAAAUGAAGAGCUACAAGGGAAAAUUCAAGCAAUGGAAGAGAUGAAUAAACAGCUGAAGGAGAAAGUGGAGGAAUUUGUUGAGGUAGAAACUUUGCACAAGGGGAAUCAUGAACUGCAAGAAGCACGAAAAGAAUUAAUCGAGGCUUUGAAACAUACAUGGUCCUCAACUGGUAGGGCUAAUAUCGGAAUCAAGGAAAUGGGAAAAAUUGACGAGAAGCCAUUCCUAAGGGCAUGCAAGCAAAUUUAUCGACCAUGUAAAGCUCAGCUUCAGGCGACUACUCAAUGCAGCUUGUGGCAGGAAAAUUUGAAGGAUCAGGACUGGUACCCAUUUAAAACCAUAUUCAUCAGUGAUUGUGAAGGGAAUAUUUCAAAGAUGGAUCACAGUUCUGAUGAAGAAUCUGACAUUAGUGAAUCGGAGAUCAAUGACUACAAGGACAAGCCAUAUGAAGAACUGAGGGCUGGAAAAUACAAAGUAAAGGUAAAUGGAAUGUUAAGAUGUCCAUUCUGUGCUGGGAAAAAGAAGCAGGAUUACAAGUACAAGGAUUUGCUUCAACAUGCGUCAGGAGUGUCUAAGGGUUCUGCUAACAGGAGAGGAAAACAAAAGGCAAACCAUCUAGCCUUGUCAUUGUAUUUGGAAACCGACCUAGCAAAUGAAGCAGAUCAAAUUCAGAAUCCAGUUUUGCCUCAACCUGCCAAUCAAACUCCAGAGCAAGCUGAUGUCUUUACAUGGCCUUGGAUGGGAAUAGUAGUUAACAUUGUGACUGAUCCAAAGAAUGAUAAUGCUGCAUUGCAGAGUGGAUAUUGGUUGAAAAAGUUUGCUCAGUAUAAACCUUUGGAAGUUUAUACUUUCUGGAGUGAACAAGAGCAAACUGCACAGGCUGUGGUGAAAUUUAACAAUGAUUGGAAUGGAUUUGUGAAUGCAACUGAAUUUGAAAAAUCAUUUGAGACUGUGCAUCAUGGUAAAAAGGACUGGAAAGAACGAAAGACACAUCCUGGCUCAACUAUUUAUGGCUGGUGCGCUCGUGCUGAUGAUCACGCUUCUGAGGGACCAAUAGGAGAGUAUCUCUGCAGGGAAGGGAAGUUAAGAACAAUCUCUAGCAUAGUCCAAGAAGCAACUGAAAGUAGAAAUAUCGUUGUGGCACACCUAGCCAAUAAAAUAGAUCAGACAAAUGAAAAUUUGGACGAACUCCAGUACAAAUACAAUGAGAAGACCAUGUCCUUGAGUCGGAUGCUUGAAGAGAAAGACAAACUGCAUUAUGCUUUUCUUGAAGAAACAAGGAAGAUGCAGCGACUUGCACGUGAUAAUGUUCACAGAAUCAUGGAAGAGACACAAAAUCUGAAUGAUGAACUGGAGGCUAAGAAGAGGAAACUUGAUUGCUGGAGCAAAGAAUUGAACAAACGUGAAGCAAUAACUGAGCGUGAGAGACAAAAACUUGACGAAGAGAAAAAAAUGAAUGAUGUGAGAAACAAUUCACUUCAGUUGGCAUCCAUGGAGCAAAAAAAGGCUGAUGAGAAUGUCUUAAGGCUUGUUGAAGAACAAAAGAGGGAGAAAGAAGAGGCUCUAAAUAAGAUACUUCAGUUGGAAAAGCAGUUGGAUGCCAAACAGAAGUUGGAAUUGGAAAUUGAAGAGUUAAAAGGGAAACUUCAGGUUAUGAAGCAUCUCGGUGAUGACAAUGAUGCAGCUGUUCAAAAGACAAUGAAGGAGAUGAAUGAUGAACUGGAGGAGAAAAUAGAUGAUUUGACUGCUGGGGAAUCUCUGAAUCAAACUCUUAUUGUUAAGGAGCGCCAGAGCAAUGAUGAGCUACAAGAAGCACGUAAAGAAUUAAUUCAGGGUUUGAAAGGUACAUUGUCCUCAACUGUUAGGACUAAUAUUGGAGUAAAGAGAAUGGGAGAAAUUGAUGAAAAGCCAUUCUUUAAUACAUGCAAGCUAAGAUUUCCUCCCGAGGAAGCUCAAGUUCAGGCCACUACCCUAUGCAGCUUGUGGCAGGAGAAUUUGAAGAAUCCAGAUUGGCAUCCAUUUAAAAUUAUCAAUAAUGCUCAAGGGAAUUCACAGAUGCAGGAAAUAGUAGAUGAAGAAGAUGAGAAGCUACAAAAUCUCAAGCAGGAGUGGGGGAAUGAUAUAUACAUGGCUGUUAUUACUGCUUUGAAAGAGUUAAAUGAGUACAAUCCAAGUGGGAGAUAUGUGGUUGCUGAGCUCUGGAAUUUCAAAGAACAAAGGAAGGCCACGUUGAAGGAGGUGAUUGCUUACAUUGUGAAGAAUAUCAAGACCCUUAAGCGCAAGAGAUGAAGAGAAACUGAUUGCCGAGGUGUCUCUAGAAGAAAUGAAAGCUCUUCAACAGCAAAGUGGUUGCUCAAGGAGUUGGUUUUUUGCCAACUCCACCAAAUUGUAAGCUAAAGAAAGUUGUUAUAUUGGUGGGCCUGACGAGUUGUGAACUUAAACGUAAUUUUGAGUACAAGAAUACUGAAUGUAUUUCAGAUUGCAAGUUUCUUUGGUCCUUA
Manihot esculenta (cassava) is the source of this 3080-nucleotide messenger RNA. Its product is annotated as factor of DNA methylation 1. The transcript is spliced from 12 exons. Gene Ontology annotation, biological process: gene silencing by siRNA-directed DNA methylation. NCBI's taxonomy places the organism in Eukaryota, Viridiplantae, Streptophyta, Magnoliopsida, Malpighiales, Euphorbiaceae. The record is from RefSeq and is a predicted model, not a curated record. The coding region runs from base 181 to 2868 and encodes 895 amino acids.